This is a messenger RNA of Lathyrus oleraceus (garden pea), 1394 nucleotides long. RefSeq lists its product as uncharacterized. Bases 211 to 1197 code for a protein of 328 amino acids. The record is from RefSeq and is a predicted model, not a curated record. Gene Ontology annotation, biological process: regulation of asymmetric cell division. The transcript has 5 exons. NCBI's taxonomy places the organism in Eukaryota, Viridiplantae, Streptophyta, Magnoliopsida, Fabales, Fabaceae.
GACAUAAAAACUAAGAGUGUAUUGUUUGUUAUUGUCAUGCAAAUUUCUUGGUAACAAAACAUAAAGAUUGUGUUUGAAAUAAGAAAUGUAUGAGACAUGACAGAGGAUACAUAGAAGCUACUAACAUUGUUGUUUGAUAUUAUUAACCAGAGAUGGAGUUACACAAGUGAUUCUUCAAUUAAAGAGUGUCAAGUGAUAACUCUAUCAAAGAUGUGGAGUUCAAAAGUAUGCAGCAAGAAACAUACGCAUUCAUUUCGAUGCCAAGAUCAAAUUAGUCCAAACCAUAAGAAAAAACAUCAUGACAGAACAAAGAACAAUAACAAUUUUGUGAUAAGGGAGGUUCCAAUACAGAAACUCUUCAAUGUAGAGCAUUGUACUAACAAUAAUGGUAGAAGAGACUUUUCGGAUUGCGUGGAACGAAAGAAUUAUUCUUCUACAGACAUGAAUGGCACCGACUAUGAUACGCCGGAGCUGGUUGUUUUUAUUCAAGAGGAUCGUCAUCAGCAAUACGUGAAGGACAUUUGCAUUGACAGGAGAAUUUCAUCGGAAACGAAAUAUGAUAUGAAUGAAAGAAGUGAUUUAAAUCUAGGAAUCAUGGAAACAAUGUCGAACAAUUCGUUUCGACCGAAAUGCGCGUCUCAACAUCCUUCCUUUAAGGAAGCUAUGAAAGUGCAUGGUUUCAGAAACUUGAUGAAAAGUGAAAUGGAACUUUCUUUAGGAGACAGGUUUCCAAUUGAUCAUCGCCUCACAAAGAAGACAUCAUCGGAGACACUUCGAGAGGCAUUCAAAAGGGAAAGAAACUUGACGAGGUCCUUUGAGAAUUGGCAGAGAAGUUCGAUUCCACCACAUUGCAGAAACUGUGCACAAGUGAAUGACAGAAACAUGUAUAGACCAGAUAUAAGUUACUUACAAAGUCUAACAACAAUUUCUGAACAAAGAAAAGUUGAUUAUUCUCAAGAGAUUUCUAAUAAUGUCUCAGAAUUUCAAUCUGGUUCAACACCAUGUAUCUGUCAUGCAAAGAACUCUAGCAUUGCCUCUCACCAAUCUAAUGAUAGCAUAGGCAGUGCAAAUUCAUUUUCUUUUCCUAUAUUACCUGUGGAAUGGGUUGGAAGUCCGGUGAAAAUGAUGGAAGCUGAUAAAAGUCAAUCAACAAAGCAUGGAUGGGGGAAGAUAUGGUUACCAUGUUGUUGUGAUUAGCAUGCAUUGUGUUGGGAGUGAGAACUUCAUCAAAUCUUUUGGUCUGGAUUUUUUUUGUAUGUGUCAUUAGAAUGAUAUGCAAAAAUUUACUAUGUCAUGUUUAUUCCAUUGCUUCAUAUAGGGAAAAGAAAUCAUCUACUAUGACUUGAAUUUUUCAACAGAGAGAGAAGGACAAUGAAUGAAAUAAUAACAUUUUA